GGCUCCGGCUAAGGCGGCUAACAGGGAGUCCGCUGCUGCCACCUCAACAUGGAGUAGUCAAAACCCAGCGGUCACUGGCAAGAAGCGGAUCCCACAGAGCGGAAUAAGCUUCGUCCACUUAUUCUUUUUCCACGGAAGUCCUCGCCAAUGAGACACCCGUGGACCUUUUAGUAGGUUAAAAGGGAACGCGGCUCUUUUUUUGAAAGAUGGCGAACGACUCCCCAGCUAAAAGUCUAGUAGACAUCGACUUGGCGUCACUGCGGGAUCCAGCUGGGAUAUUUGAAUUGGUGGAGGUGGUUGGAAAUGGCACCUACGGACAAGUAUACAAGGGAAGACAUGUCAAGACUGGACAGUUGGCCGCCAUCAAGGUCAUGGAUGUCACAGAGGAUGAAGAGGAGGAAAUUAAACUGGAGAUUAACAUGCUGAAGAAGUAUUCCCACCACCGAAACAUUGCCACUUAUUAUGGGGCUUUUAUUAAAAAGAGUCCACCGGGACAUGAUGACCAGCUCUGGUUGGUGAUGGAGUUCUGUGGAGCUGGUUCCAUCACAGACUUAGUAAAGAAUACCAAAGGGAAUCAACUGAAGGAAGACUGGAUUGCCUACAUCUCCAGAGAAAUCCUCAGAGGUCUGGCUCACCUACAUGCCCAUCACGUCAUACACCGCGACAUCAAAGGCCAGAAUGUACUGUUGACAGAGAAUGCUGAAGUCAAAUUAGUGGACUUUGGUGUAAGUGCCCAGCUCGAUCGGACUGUGGGCAGGAGAAACACUUUCAUUGGUACCCCGUAUUGGAUGGCUCCUGAAGUCAUCGCCUGCGACGAGAAUCCAGACGCAACAUAUGACUACCGAAGUGAUCUAUGGUCUUGCGGCAUCACAGCAAUUGAGAUGGCUGAAGGAGCGCCACCGCUUUGUGAUAUGCAUCCGAUGAGAGCACUCUUCCUUAUUCCAAGGAACCCACCUCCAAGACUCAAAUCAAAAAAAUGGUCCAAAAAGUUUUUCAGUUUCAUCGAAAGCUGCCUAGUUAAGAACUACACACAGCGGCCGCCAACGGAACAAUUGCUCAAACAUCCCUUCAUUCGUGACCAACCCAACGAGAGACAGGUUCGAAUUCAGCUAAAAGACCACAUCGAUCGCACUAAAAAGAAGAGGGGCGAGAAAGAUGAGACAGAGUAUGAGUAUAGUGGCAGUGAGGAAGAAGAAGAGGAUCCAGCGGAGCAGGAGGGAGAACCAAGCUCCAUUGUUAAUGUGCCGGGCGAGUCAACGCUGCGCCGCGACUUCAUCCGUCUGCAGCAGGAGAACAAGGAAAGGUCGGAAGCACUUCGCCGCCAGCAACUCCUGCAGGAGCAGCAGCUUCGUGAACAGGAAGAAUACAAGCGGCAACUACUAGCCGAGAGGCAGAAACGUAUAGAGCAGCAAAAGGAGCAACGACGGCGCCUAGAGGAGCAACAGAGACGUGAGCGUGAGAUGAGACGGCAACAGGAGCGCGAUCAGCGUCGGCGUGAGCAAGAGGAAAAGCGGCGUAUUGAGGAGAUGGAUCGCAGGCGCAAAGAAGAGGAGGAGCGCCGACGUGCUGCUGAGGACGAAAAAAGAAGGAAUGAUCGGGAACAGGAAUAUAUACGGAGGCAACUAGAGGAGGAGCAGAGACACUUGGAGAUGCUACAAGAGCAGCUCCUGCGCGAACAGGCCAUGCUACUGGAAUUCAAGUGGCGUGAGUUGGAGGAGCAGCGUAAGGCUGAGCGGCUUCACAAGCGGCUGCAACAAGAACAGCUGUUGUCACUCCAGCGUUCAUCCCGUCAGCAACUCGAUGAUGAAGCCAAAGUCCCCUCAGACACUAGCAAACCGCUGAAGACCUCUCCGAGCCCAGACAAGAUCCUUACCCUUACACCACAAGCUGUGGUACUCAACAAUGCUGUUGCAGUACUGAGAGACAACUCUGAAAACUCUGGAGCGCUACAGGAGAUUCAACCUGAGGGCAUUAAAGAUCAGGGUGCGAUGUUGGAGAAAAUUGACCCUGAUGAGAGCGUCAGCUGCAAGCUGGCCUCCUGUCGCGCCAGUCCCCCUCAGCCUGAAACUUCCACCCAAACAGCACCACCUCAGGGAGAACAGGUUGAGCCGCUCAAGCAUCCUCCUCAUCCUAUCAGAGAGGCUGAUGAGCGGUACCGUAAAAAUAUUCAGGGCUCUCCUCAAACUGCCCCUCCUCCCAAGCAGCCACCCCUUCCCCCUCGCUCUGCGGAACCCUUCUCUAACGGUAGCAGUUCAGCCGAAGCUUCUGCUAUGCACCGGCCCAUGGAGCCUCAGGUCCAGUGGUCCCACCUUGCCGCUUUAAAGAGCAGCAACAGUGCCGCCCCCUCUCCUCCUCCUCCUGUGGUCUCUCGCUCCCAGUCCUUCAGUGAGCCCGGUGGUGUUACUACUAGCUUUGCACAACUUCACCUGCGCUCCCAGGAUCCCCAUCACCACCACCACCCAUCGCCUGCACGCACUGAUCCCCAGCCCCAACCUCCCCUCCAUCAGGCCCAGCCCAGUGAUGAAGUGCCACCCAAGGUACCCGUGAGGACAACGUCCCGUUCACCAGUGCUCUCGCGCCGCGAGUCCCCAUUGCCAAUUCAGCCUGGUAGCCAGAGGAACGCAUCCGGUAAUGUGGAGCAGCGUCCUCUCUGGGACCGUGUGGAGAAGCUGCAGCCUCGACCUGGCAGUGGGAGUUCCUCUGGCUCCUCCAACUCCAGCUCCCAGGCUAGUCCUGGGGACCGCUUCCGGCCACGCUGUGAGUCACCUGCAUCCUCCAAAUCUGAAGGAUCACCUCUCCAGCGCCCUGAGAAUGUUCACAAAAAAACUGAUGAAAAGAACUUGGCCAGACCUACUCGACCUGCUGACCUGACAGCCCUUGCCAGGGAACUUCGUGCAGUGGAUGACGUGCGACCUCCCCACAAGGUGACAGACUACUCUUCCUCAAGUGAAGAGUCUGGCACCACCGAUGAGGAGGACGACGAGGAAGUCGACCAAGAGGCAGGAGAGGAGUCUACCUCGGGAGCAGAGGACUCCCGUUCUGGAUCUUCUCAUGACUUCCACAGGAGGCUGAGCAAUGGAGAAACUGGGUCUGCCAAAACCAUGCUUGUUGAAGACUCCGAAAGUAAUCAAGCAACCACACCCUCAAAGGAUGGCACGUUGGUAAUCAGACAGAGCACCGCUGACAUUAAGCGGUUGGUCAAUCUCUCCUCUUCCCCGGCCGCUGCCUUUCAUGGCCAGCCCCAAACCCCCAGCCACAGCCUCCAAGAGAAAAGUGGCUUCACUGGCUACAUUCGCCACCUACCAGACCUUAUCCAGCAGAGCCAUCACUCCCCCUCCUCUUCCACAUCCAUGCUUUCCUCCUCAUCACCUUCUAGUAAUGCCAGUCUCACCAUGUCCCCAUUGAACCCCCUGGACAAGCUUGUUGCCAUCGAGAGCCAGUCAGAGAGCAAUUCCAUGUCCAAACACAAGUCAUCGUCCUCCUUCACUCCGUUCAUUGACCCACGCUUGCUUCAGAUUUCCCCAUCCAGCGGAAGUUCACUCAACAACAUGGCUGGGUUCGGCCAGGAUGUCCGUCUCGCUGACCCGCUAAGGUCUGACCCGUCCCGCAAAGGCUCUGUGGUCAAUGUCAACCCUGUCAACACACGCCCGCCAAGUGACACACCAGAGAUCCGCAAAUACAAGAAGAGGUUCAACUCUGAAAUACUGUGUGCAGCCCUCUGGGGAGUCAACCUGCUAGUGGGGACUGAGAGCGGCCUGAUGCUGCUGGACCGAAGCGGUCAGGGGAAAGUCUACCCACUGAUCAACCGGCGGCGUAUCCAGCAGAUGGAUGUCCUUGAAGGACUCAACGUUUUAGUUACCAUUUCAGGCAAAAAGAACAAGCUGAGAGUUUAUUACCUGUCAUGGCUGCGGAACAAGAUUCUGCAUAAUGACCCGGAGGUGGAGAAGAAGCAGGGUUGGGUUAAUGUGGGCGACCUGGAAGGCUGCGUCCACUACAAAGUCGUAAAAUAUGAGAGGAUUAAAUUCUUGGUGCUGGCCUUAAAGAACUCUGUGGAGGUUUACGCUUGGGCGCCUAAACCGUACCACAAGUUCAUGGCUUUCAAGUCAUUUGGCGACUUGGUGCAUAAGCCUUUACUGGUGGACUUGACUGUAGAGGAAGGUCAGAGGUUAAAGGUCAUUUACGGCUCCUGCUCAGGCUUCCAUGCUGUGGAUGUGGACUCAGGCGCAGUCUAUGACAUUUACCUACCCACUCAUAUCCAGACCAGCAUUCAGUGUCACGCGAUCAUCAUCCUGCCUAACACCGAUGGAAUAGAGCUGCUCGUCUGCUACGAGGACGAGGGUGUAUAUGUCAACACGUACGGACGCAUCACCAAGGACGUGGUGCUGCAGUGGGGGGAAAUGCCGACUUCAGUGGCCUACAUUAGGUCGAAUCAGAUCAUGGGAUGGGGUGAAAAGGCCAUCGAAAUCCGAUCAGUGGAGACUGGGCACCUGGAUGGCGUAUUUAUGCACAAAAGGGCACAGAGACUCAAGUUCCUGUGUGAGAGGAAUGACAAGGUCUUCUUUGCCUCUGUGCGGGCUGGAGGUGCCAGCCAAGUGUACUUCAUGACUUUAGGACGCACUUCUCUCAUGAGCUGGUAGUCGAUAUAGCAAGUCGGCUCCGCGGUGACUAACGGAUGACUACUGUGACCAUGAAGACGCCCGUACACGUCGGUCAUCAUUAAUAGCCAGUGGUGGGCGGGUGUUGCAUUUUGGGGGUGUGCGUGUUAGUAAACUAUAUUCAGACCGAAAAUCCCUUGAGGCAAACCUGUCUCCUCCCUUCUGACCUUUGUGGAAUGUCUGCAUCUUCGUCUGUCCUUGAGCAACCUCGCAUCUUGUGCGCGUGCACAAGGUCAGUGCAGAAUACAAUGAGUAUUUGCACAACUGAGGAUUAACCACACAAAUGCCAAUAGUCAAUCCAACUUUUUGUUGCUGUUUUUAGUUCAGGUGGUACACGCUCCUCCACCAAUUCAGUGGAAAACUGAACACUUUUAUGCCUUCUUUUAAUAUACAUUGAAGGACCUUGGUAACAACAACAGGGUACAGGAUUGUCAACUUUGACAGUUUUAAAGCAUGCCGCCAAGCAAGUUGCAUUAGGCCAGCGUUGCCCAAAAGCUCAGACUUCUCAUACACUGUAAUUUUUCUAUUUGUUUACUGCACGUGAGUAGCAGGGGUUUCAACAUUGCAAAUACACGGACCCAAAUUUUUAUUCACCAUUUGUUGCGUUGUUCCUUUUCAAGCAAAGGAUAAACUGUGAAUUAGAUUUCCAGAGUCAGCAGAUGUACAAGUAACCACAAAAGAAGGCUUGUGUGCAUGAAAUCUGACAGUAUGUGAGUGCCACUGUAGCUCAUGUGGAGUUCAGGUUGCCUUAAGUAACGUCUCUAGUGGAACACAACUGCUGAAAAUCCUGGUUCUAUGAAGCAACAAAAAAAAAAAGUUGAAGGAAGGCUUUAGUCGGAACCAAUGACCAGAGACAGUAAUGGACCUUGAAUUAACAUUUUUGAUCUUAAGUCUUUUUUUCUUCAUUUCCUUCCAUCUCGUGUAAUAUUACACAGUUGCUGUCAUUUAUCACCUAAUGUCAUAAUAGCCACAUUCUGCAGCUCAUUCUGUGAACGAAAACGUUUACAUUUUCCACCUCUACCGCAAAAAGUUUACUGUCCAUCUUGUGGGAAAAUCAUGGUCUGACUAGCAGCGGUGUUGAAAAAUGAUGCCGGAAUGAUGGCAAAAAAGUGGCAUAUUUUUAACUUGGGCUUAGUUUUUAGUCUUUAUCAUGGGAUCCUUUCAGAUAACUGCGACUGCUGUGUUUUUAUAUAUAGAAAUUUACACAUUAUGUGGAAAAUGUUUACAGAAGUCAUUGUUUUGUCAAACCAAUGUGCAUCAAUAUGAGUAUUUAUGGAUAAUUUGAGGGCAGCGUACGGUUUUUGUAUUUUGUAUUCCUUUUUGUACUAUCAGUUAGAAUUUCAUGUACAGGAUAACAAACUGCUCUCACGAAGACAAAUCCAGAGGUUACUGAUUCUUCUGCAAGCUGCUCAAUGUCCCAUGAGCAGUGUGGUUUCAUUUUUUUCUGCCACACCUUUUUUUUAUUUUUUAUUUUUACUUUGCCUCUUUAAUUUAUGUCCUGUGUGUGUAUUAUGGGAAUUACUGUUAUUUCCAAAAGGUCCUUUUCAUUGAAUAAACCGACAUUUACAUUGUG
Corythoichthys intestinalis (scribbled pipefish) is the source of this 6228-nucleotide messenger RNA. Its product is annotated as mitogen-activated protein kinase kinase kinase kinase 4-like. Gene Ontology annotation, biological process: protein phosphorylation. The transcript has 32 exons. The record is from RefSeq and is a predicted model, not a curated record. NCBI's taxonomy places the organism in Eukaryota, Metazoa, Chordata, Actinopteri, Syngnathiformes, Syngnathidae. Bases 207 to 4637 code for a protein of 1476 amino acids. Gene Ontology annotation, molecular function: protein kinase activity; ATP binding.